Messenger RNA from Nycticebus coucang (slow loris), 4627 nucleotides. It is a transcript of the gene VWC2L, whose product is annotated as von Willebrand factor C domain containing 2 like. The coding region runs from base 816 to 1484 and encodes 222 amino acids. The transcript is spliced from 4 exons. Gene Ontology annotation, molecular function: protein binding. Gene Ontology annotation, biological process: negative regulation of BMP signaling pathway. Gene Ontology annotation, cellular component: AMPA glutamate receptor complex. The record is from RefSeq and is a predicted model, not a curated record. Lineage: Eukaryota; Metazoa; Chordata; Mammalia; Primates; Lorisidae.
AGCCUGGUCUAGAGCAGCAGCUCCGGGAUUUCGACACCGCUGGGCUCUGAAGCCAGUUGUUGGCGCUGUCCGUGGUGCUGAGGAAUUCCCGGCUGCGGGCAGAAUGAGCUCCGAACCAGCAGUCUGCAAACUGCUCUCAGUGAAGCAGAAAGCCAGCUAAAGUUGCUCCUCUCCUUCACGUCCACAGUUAGCGUUUUCCGGCGUGGACGGGGGGAUUCAAGCAUCAUCCUGUGGACGGCGGUGAUGGCCCUGCCGGCGGGGCGGGCUGCAAGCUACAGCAUGCCGUUGCUGCUUGGGAUCCUCUGCGCCUAGCCAAAUCACCUCUCCUGCCCGAGCAAACCCUGUGUGAGUGAACUCAUGUGUGGAGGAGGCGUACGCAGCCGGAAAAUUUCAUAGAAGGAUCUAAGAAACUGCUAACAAUAAGUUCAACAUGAUUCUGCUACCGGGGUCUGGAUUUCUACAGGACCAGCAUCGCUUCUUGCUUUGAAUUCUGAAGACGGGUCCAAAGCCAAUUUCUUAUGUAUGUCUGCUGUGUUUCCUUCUGGAAGGGCGGGAGACUGCUUCUGGACUGUGUUUUGAAAUGGGAGGUAGAGAGAAUGGAUUGCCUUUAAUUCAUGCCUGAAAAUGUAUUCUUUGGGUAAUUAAAAAGAAGCUGCUUUCCUAAAACAUAAUUGACCUUUUAGUUCAUCCUGGGCUGUGACCCCUAUCGCCACCAUUAACCUCCAGAGUGAUUAGCCUACCCCUCUUGUAUUCCCAUGGAAGGAGCUGAGUGUAUUUAAUAUUAGGAGCACAUCCAGAAGUCUUUGAGGAGGGGGAUGGCUCUUCAUAUUCAUGAAGCUUGCAUACUUCUGUUGGUCAUCCCUGGAUUGGUCACCUCCGCUGCCAUCAGUCAUGAAGACUACCCUGCUGAUGAAGGUGACCAGAUCUCCAGUAAUGACAAUCUGAUUUUUGAUGACUAUCGAGGGAAAGGGUGUGUGGAUGACAGCGGCUUUGUAUACAAGUUGGGAGAACGAUUUUUCCCAGGGCACUCCAACUGUCCAUGUGUCUGUGCUCUAGAUGGACCUGUUUGCGACCAGCCAGAAUGCCCUAAAAUUCACCCAAAGUGUACUAAGGUGGAACACAAUGGAUGCUGUCCAGAGUGCAAAGAAGUGAAAAACUUUUGUGAAUAUCAUGGGAAAAAUUACAAAAUCUUGGAGGAAUUUAAGCCCUCUCCAUGUGAAUGGUGUCGCUGUGAGCCCAGCAAUGAAGUUCACUGUGUUGUAGCAGACUGCGCGGUUCCUGAGUGUGUCAACCCAGUCUAUGAACCAGAACAAUGUUGUCCUGUCUGCAAAAAUGGUCCAAACUGCUUUGCGGGAACUACGAUAAUUCCAGCUGGCAUUGAAGUGAAAGUGGAUGAAUGUAACAUCUGUCACUGUCACAACGGGGACUGGUGGAAACCUGCUCAGUGCUCAAAACGUGAAUGCCAAGGCAAGCAGACUGUGUAGGACAAACUUCCCACCAAUGACGAGUUCCUAGGAGAGGAUGCUCUGGCUUCUACACUGCACAUGUUUAACACAAAACAAAACAACAAACUCCUGCCAGCUACAGCAGGGUCACCAGCAAAACCUUUUAGGGUUGACAAAAGUGAAUAUUUUACUAAGAGGAAAUUUCUCUCUUGCUAUAUAGUAUAUAUAUAUAGUAUAUAGCUAUCUAAAUCACUUUUGUAUUUACAAAUGCUUGAUGGUGACUUGACAACUGGAUUUCUGGAACAAAAAGAAAGAAAUAGCCUUGCACAGGCUCCUUCUCUGGUGAAGCCUCUGCCCCGCCAGCCCAUUGUCCCCUGCUCUGCUCCAUUUUUACUCUUCUGUACAUCCUGCAUAGCAUUUUUCUCUUGUGAUUUAUUUUUUUUAACCUUUAGAGUCUAAGAAGCCAGUUCUGACGGCACAGUAAAGUUCUUGAGUUGUGUAAAGAAAAGGUUUGGUGAGGAAUGUCAUGGGAAAGCUCUUUCCAGACCAGGAAGGCACAAGGGCAUUCGACCAAUCGCUCCCCUAGAGUGGACCAGGCCCUGUAGACUAAGAAAGGAGGGUGGAUAUAGAGAGGGGCCCACUACUGGACAGGAUGGGGAACAGGUAGUUUGUCCACGAGGUGCAGGUUCACAAUUAAUGCUUACAAACCACGCAUUUCAUAUGCAAAACCUUGAAACUGCCAAUUAAAAACUAAUAUGUGCAGAACACCAUGAGCUUGACUAAAGUAUCCAAAGAGAGACAGAUAAUUAAAGUUACGGCACCAACCAUCAGACUUCUCAUGAUGCUCAAAUUAAGUUUGGCUUGUAACUAAUACACUCGAAACCCUCCCUGUCAUCAGGCAAUAUAAAUACCAGAACCAGGGCGACUAGCCCCACUGUGAAUUUGAAUCCUUCCGGACACUUCUGGCUUGUGAGUUCAGAUUUGACUGAAAGCCAAUAGUUCACAUCGGUGGUUUUUAUGGUUCGGGACUGGGUUUGCCAUGUUAUAGUAACAACCGCUCAGCCCUAUAUCUAAAACACAGAUUCAGGACACUCUUUCCACCUCAAGUGCUGAUUUAAAUUAAAGAUUAGGGUAGAGUGAAUCUUGCACAAUACAAUCCCAUUUGUUGAACAUUUUUUAAAAUGUAUAUAUUAGAUAUCGAACAAUUAAAGUGAACCUUUGAAGAGUCUCCAGGUUGUGCCCUGGUAAUGCUGCUAGUUUAGUAACAGAAAAAAAAUAAAAUACACAGGGUAUCUGAUGCCAUCUCAACACAAGUGCAAAAUUAGCAAUUCUGAAACCACAUGGCAUAGUUAGUUGCUUAGUCCACUCUCCUGUCCUAGACACCCUGGUGCAAAUCUGACAGGUCCUUGAAGAAAUUUUAAGGUUGUCUUCAUUAUCACUGUUCUUCCUUUGUCUGUUCCCCCAGCCUGGGCUUUGCCAUGGCUCCUGUGGAGCACACCUUCUAGAGCAGGGGGUCCCCACGUUAGUAUUUGUACUAUCAACAUGCUGGGCCGCACAAUCAUUUGUGGGGGCUGCCCUGUGCACUCUUAGGAUAUCUGGUAGCAUCACUGGCCUCUAUCCACUAGGUGCCAGUAGCAACACCCCAGCUGUGACAACCAAUGUCUCUAGACAUUGCCAACGUCCUCAAGGAGAGGGGAUGGGAGGUAAAAUUUCAUCUGGCUGAGAACCAGAGGUCUAGAAUAAUCAGUAUAGAGUGGUUUCUAUCAGGGGAGAUACCAGGCCAGCUCUUGCUGCACCUGUGGCUUUGGUGAGCCUCUGAGCCCUUUGGGACACGCACAGACAGCAGCCUGGAGGGGUCAAUCUUCUCUAUAGAGAGUGACACCUCUAAUGCCAUAGGUCCACCCUCAAGACACAUAUUUCUUUAGUCUUGUCAACCGGUUUUUCAUUUAAAAUUGUCAGCCUCUCCACCCUGAAAGCAUGUCCUGUCAUCAAGAAAGAGUUGUCAUUUCCAAAACUAAUGUGCUGACGAGUUGGACCUGACACUUUCACGCACACUGUGCUUGUGUUAUGAUACAAAUAGCCAUGCCGGCACCAUCCUGAGGAAGAACAGCAAGCCGCCUUCCCUUAGAACACCAAUUUGCAGCAAGGUUGGUGCUUUUCAGUUGCCACCAUGGAUACAUCAUAUAGACAGUCCUGAAUCAUUCAUGAACAAUGCUGCAUGAUUUAUGUCUGCACUCAAAACUAAAGGCAUUCCACACUUCAGCUCGUGUCUAGACAGAGACAUAUUAUAGAGCAUUCUUUGCCCUGAGGUUGCCUGUUGCCAGCUUCAAAAAUCCACACUCUUGGAAAGUAAUAAUAAUAAUAAUAAUAAAUGACAAGAAUAAGGUUUGAAACUCAGAAACUAUCAUUAAUAGAGCCAUGUAGCAUAGAACCUUAUCCAUUAUUAAGGAGUUACUAUGUCCUUUUUAGAAAACAGAAAGAGGACAACCGGGAAGCCGAAGUACAGAAAUUUUGCAUCAAAGUGUUGGUACAGUGAUAGUCACAGCAAGGAUUUACUAGAAUGGAGCAUUACAUCCAUCUGGAAACUCUCUCCGGAGAUUUUGCAGAAAGCAGGCUGCUUACUUGCCUCCAUUACCAGCUAGAGAGAGGGGUUUUUAUUGUUGUCGUUACUGUUGGAUUAAUUUUUUUCACAAGCUGUUUCCUUUCAGAUUUUGUAGCACUGACAUGUUUCCUCCUUUAAGGAGUGAAGAACCUAUACUGUGACUGAGUUUCUCAUAAACUGACAAACAUUUUACAACGGCCUUCUACCCAGGUCAUUGAGAAAUUCUUCCCAAACUCUCAAUAGCAGAGUUCUGAUCUUCUCAUCUGUUGUGUUCUUCUUUUGAAGGCUUUGUUGGCAGCCUCACUGUCACCUCUGUACUCUUGUUUCUUCUCCACCUUUGGUUCUCGGCUUUAACUACAGCUGUGUUUAAAUAAAGGAGCGACAUCCUGUUUGUCAGCUGAUGCCUAUUAAAAAUGAUUCAGUUUCUAAAAUCUUUGGAAAAUGGUGUGCCUGAAAACUAGUGAGAAAAAAAAAAAAACCUAAACUGUAAAAAGGGGAUUCUAGCAACAAUAUUUGAUGUGUAAAAGAAUAUAUUAUUAAAAAAAUUAUUUUGUUAAAUAUAAAGUGUGUUAACCAGCAA